This is a messenger RNA of Poecilia latipinna (sailfin molly), 876 nucleotides long. Its product is annotated as contactin-associated protein-like 5. The record is from RefSeq and is a predicted model, not a curated record. The transcript has 5 exons. NCBI's taxonomy places the organism in Eukaryota, Metazoa, Chordata, Actinopteri, Cyprinodontiformes, Poeciliidae. The annotation marks the transcript as partial.
UGGUCGGCUCCAGUCCGCACGCACGCCCGUUGCCACGGCAACCGGCUUGACAAUAGCUCCACAAACAGACAGAUCAGAGGUUUCUUUUCAAUUGUGUUGCUUCAGGCGUUUCCAGGUAACAGCAACGCGGACUCUGUGGUCCAGUACAAACUUGACCAGCCAGUGAUCGCCCGCUACCUUCGCCUGAUCCCACUGGACUGGAACCCCACCGGGCGGAUCGGGCUCAGGCUGGAAAUAUACGGCUGCAGAUACACCUCUGAGGUGGCAGGUUUUGAUGGGAAAAGCAGCCUUGUCUACAGACUGAGUGCCAGAACGAGCUGGACAGCGAGGGAGAGCAUCUCCCUGAAGUUUAAAACCCUGAGGAAUUCAGGAACACUGCUUCACGCGAAGGGACAGAGGGACCACAGCCUCAACCUGGCGCUGGAGCGAGGAAAGCUGCUGCUCCACCACCAGCAAGAUGUGAGUUCGGGUUCUGGGGGCAAACUUCUGGUUUCUCUCGGGAGUCUGCUGGACGACCAGCACUGGCAUCAUGUGAAGCUGGAGCGGCUCGGCUCUCACCUCAACCUGACGGUGGAUAAAACCACGCAGCAGGUCCUCGUCCCCGCCGAGCUCAGCCGCUGGCACAUUCACACGCUCAGUGUGGCAGCGGUCCAGAGCCACGGACUCCAAACUCCAAUCCUGCCCAACAGGAACUUCCAUGGAUGCCUGGAAAACCUUUUAUACAGCGAGCUGAAUCUGAUCAAACUGGCCAAACAGGGCAGCCCGCAGGUCGUUGCACUGGUGAGUCGGUUUAACAUCAGUUUAAUCCUCUGUUUACAUGUGGCUGCACUCCCAUGAUAAUACUUUAUUAUGAUUUCCUGUUUAGAAAUGACCUGA